CACUUUUUCAAGCUUUCUUCUUGCUUUUGUCUGGUACUCCAAAUUUAUCAUAUCAAGAAUGGCAGCUAACACAGUUACAGCAUUUGUCAAACGUCGUUUCAGCGAGGAUGAUGAGCAUGACAGAGAGGAGUGGCCCACUUACAAACGCUUCAACGACAACGCAUUGUCAACGGCUCAGCCAAACAUGUUACAAAAGCAGCAGGACGCUUUGAUGCCAUCCAUAACUUAUGCUUCCCCUGACUACCGACCACCCGUAACGCUCAAUCCACUGUGGCUUCAACCUUCACCGCACCAACCACCACAGCAAGUAGCACAGCGACAGCAACCAAGACAGCCAAGACAGCCUCGUAGUGGCGGCGGCGCCAUGAUGGUAGAUGAAACAGACUCGACGGACGAAGACGACCUCACAACGCUCGUUCAGACACCAUCGUCGGUUCUCGACGAGGGCACCAAGGGCUCGCUUGAAAGUGGCUGGAUCAAUGGGCCGCUUGACCAGUGGCAUCAUGCUUCCUGAACGCAACGUUUCUUUCCUUUGCAUGUGUUUCCUUCUGUUGUUGUCUUUCUUCUUCAUUUUUUUUCUGUAAAUAAUACAACAUGACAAAUUUUAGCAGUACAGUAGCCACAGGUCUAAACGAUCUUUAUAAGUUUCACUGUGGUGAUCAACAACGGUCUAGUAGCAGUAGCAGUAGUGGGAGAGAGUGCAAGGUCAAACAAAAGCAAACAGAGAAGUGACGUUUUUUAAGGAGCUCCAAAGUAUUAGGAGGGGGGACUAUAAAUAUUCCGUGUGAGGCAUGGAGAAAGGAAUGAAGGUAGGGAAGAAGGGAGGGAGCGCCUAACUAGUUUGAGGAGGAAGAAUCGGCUUUGCUCUGUGCAAUUGCCAGAAGUUCCGAAUAUUCACCGCUACGCUCGCACAUCUGCUGGAACAGUCCAC
Molecule: messenger RNA, 931 nt
Organism: Zychaea mexicana
Lineage: Eukaryota; Fungi; Mucoromycota; Mucoromycetes; Mucorales; Lichtheimiaceae
Exons: 3
Coding region: 59-514 (151 amino acids)
Source: RefSeq, a predicted model, not a curated record